CGCGCCGGCAGUUCGGCCACGUCCCUGGCCACGUCGCGCCCGUUCUCGCCAUCUUCGCCGCUUCCUCUCAGGGGCCGCCUCCGCCGCCUGAGCCGCCGAGCCCUGGGGCCGCCGCGCCUACCGCCGCCGCCAUGAACAUCUUCCGGCUGACCGGGGACCUGUCCCACCUGGCGGCUAUCGUCAUCCUGCUGCUGAAGAUCUGGAAGACGCGCUCCUGCGCCGGUAUUUCUGGAAAAAGCCAGCUUCUCUUUGCACUGGUCUUCACAACUCGUUACCUGGAUCUUUUUACUUCGUUUAUUUCAUUAUAUAAUACGUCCAUGAAGCUUAUCUACAUUGCCUGCUCCUAUGCCACGGUGUACCUGAUCUACAUGAAAUUUAAGGCAACUUACGAUGGAAAUCACGAUACCUUCCGAGUGGAGUUUCUGGUGGUCCCUGUGGGAGGCCUCUCGUUUCUAGUCAAUCAUGAUUUCUCUCCUCUUGAGAUUUUGUGGACCUUCUCCAUCUACCUGGAGUCAGUGGCCAUCCUGCCGCAGCUGUUCAUGAUCAGCAAGACUGGGGAGGCGGAGACCAUCACCACCCACUACCUGUUCUUCCUGGGCCUCUACCGGGCGCUGUAUCUCGUCAACUGGAUCUGGCGCUUCUACUUUGAGGGCUUCUUCGACCUCAUUGCUGUGGUGGCCGGUGUUGUCCAGACCAUCCUCUAUUGCGACUUCUUCUACUUGUACAUCACUAAAGUCCUCAAGGGAAAGAAGCUCAGUCUGCCCGCGUAAGUGCCAAAGACCAGCAGCAGCAUCUGUCCUUCAGGGUGCUCGGACAGAACUUUACCAGCAGAGGCACAAGAUGCUUGAUACGGAACAUCAGAAACUCAACUCUUUUGUUGCGGAUAGUCAUCGGAGGCUCUUCAAGAACCCAGAGGAAAAGAACCAGGAGGUUUCUGUUUAAUGCAUCUUGCCUUAUCUUUUUUUACUCUGUACAAAGAUUUUUUUACACAAAGAAACUUAAUGCUGUAUUAAUAAAUUCAGUGUGUAGCUUCAAUUGGGGUAGUUCCAAAAGUGAAGAUUUUGUGAGAAAUAGUGCAAACCUUUUUUUUUUUUUAAUUCUUUGAAAUUGUUUGAUUCUUUGUGUCUGCAGUGAAAUUGUACUCUCCUUGACAGUUGGUAGAUUAUACAUUCUUCUAUCAAACUUGCAUUCCACUAUAUUUAUUUUAUUUUAUUUUUUGCCAAAAGAUGAGUCAUAUUUGUUUGAAAUCUGAGACACUAUGUUCAAUUUAGUAUAUCUGUUCAAAUUUCUUCCCACCUGAUGUGGAAAUCCUUCCUUGGACAUCACAACACUACAUUUAAGGCUGGUAAGGAUGACAUGCAAGUCUUACAGUUUUCAUUACCAAAAAUUUUAAGAUUCUGAAUGUAGAUGGAGUCUCCUUUGAGAGUCACCAAAGGUGCCUGUCCUGCUCCCUUGCUAAGAAGCGCCAGUUUGAGACUGUCCUGAGGGUGUCAGAGAACUCGGUGGGCAGGGGUUCCGGGGCUGCUUGCCAUCUGAGUGGGGGAUGUGAAGGCCAUUAAUGAUUAUUUUGGAUCUAGGACUCUACUCUGAGGAAUAGAACACAAAUAGUUACCUAUCACUUUUUUAUAAUUCCAAAAGAUUACUACAACCAUGUCCAUGCUGAGAUUCAAACGGUUUUUCAUAUCACUUGGAUAGUAAAAUAAUUUACAUUUUAAAAAAUUGGCAAUACCAAUUGCCAUUCCUUACACGCUUACAUUUUUUUGUUUGUUUUUUGUUUUGUUUUUACUGAGCUCUUGCAUGAUUUAUCUUGUGUUACCACCUUAAUAAACAUUUUAUUAAACAUAGAAUAAAUUGUCCUUUUUUUCCAUGAAUUAGGCUUUUGGAACAUCCUACAUCAGGAUGAUUUCGUUUUUCAAUUGGCAACAAAAGCGCUAUAUAGAUCUGCAAACACUGUCCACUUAAUAACCUAAAACUUUGUGUGUUUUGUGGAAAUUUUGGAAUUUUUCCUCCUGAUUUUGCCAUUAGAUUGAUUUGCUACAUUUUUUUUUUGAUUUAUACAAAAAGCAUCUGACUUAGUUUUUAUGUGAUGCACCAUAAUUGUUGAAGUGUUACAUACUAACAGUGCUUACUACAAGAAGGAUGUAGUAUUUUUGCUUGCCGUGUUCAAUUGUGGAGGAAGGGAGCUGGAUGGGUUUUAUUUUUGCACCUAAUGUGUCUCCCAACAUCUUCCUCAGUUGGCUGAGUGGCUGCACAGUUCAACCUCCUGUCUUUACCUCUCUCGGUUUGCUUCCCCCUUGCCUCAUGGUUUGCUUCUGUGUCUGAGUGUCUUUCUUUCCAGCAUCUUAGUCUUAGUUUAGUUUGUUUUCAUCCUCCUUGGAAGAUCCUGAGAACAUGGAGGAAAGGGAGGAAAUCCUGUCAUGAGUGGAGCAGACUGCUUGCUACCCAAACGGGAUGGGGGGGGGGCUCAUGUUUUUUGUGCAUGUAAAUCAAACAGGCAGGGCAGGCUCACUGGAGAGCGGAGACUGGGACCUCUCACACCACCUGACGUAUGACGUGCCAGUGCCUUCUCUGGUCAUUCUGCCCAAGUGAAAAUAAAACUGGCUAAGAUGUGACCACCAUUUUGUGCCCAGCCAGGAUGGCAUCUUAAUAAACAGGGUGCCUGAGUGGGAGUGCGGGACUGGGGCAACGUCCUCGCACACGAUGGAAACAAAGGCCUUGUAUGACGCGCCUUACGAAGCACUGUUUCAGAGUUACUCUCACUUCCUGAAUAAAGGUUAUCAGGUAAUUAAUA
This is a messenger RNA of Hipposideros armiger (great roundleaf bat), 2791 nucleotides long. RefSeq names its product KDEL endoplasmic reticulum protein retention receptor 2 (gene KDELR2). NCBI's taxonomy places the organism in Eukaryota, Metazoa, Chordata, Mammalia, Chiroptera, Hipposideridae. The transcript has 5 exons. The record is from RefSeq and is a predicted model, not a curated record. Gene Ontology annotation, cellular component: membrane. Gene Ontology annotation, molecular function: ER lumen protein retrieval receptor activity. Gene Ontology annotation, biological process: protein retention in ER lumen. The coding region runs from base 132 to 770 and encodes 212 amino acids.